Anoplophora glabripennis (Asian longhorned beetle) is the source of this 3615-nucleotide messenger RNA. Its product is annotated as myotubularin-related protein 10-B. The coding region runs from base 187 to 2103 and encodes 638 amino acids. The transcript has 8 exons. The record is from RefSeq and is a predicted model, not a curated record. NCBI's taxonomy places the organism in Eukaryota, Metazoa, Arthropoda, Insecta, Coleoptera, Cerambycidae.
AUAAAAACACUUAACCUGAAAAUUUACAUUUUAGUAUAAGAAUUUCUCAUAUUUUAAGUUUAUAUAGUAUAUUGUAAAAAUAAGUUUCAAAAAGCUACUAUGGGGUAAAUCUCUAACAAUGAUUGAAUAGAACGAUGUACAAUAUUAACUGUAUACGUAUAUAUUUCUUGUAAUAUACCUUUAAAAAUGAAUGACAUCAAAGAGGAUUCCAGAUUUAAGAGCUACAUAGGAGAAACUGAGCUAGAGUCCAUAACACUAGAUGAUUCGCAAAGAACCAAAUUUCUGGAUGGAGAAACAAUUGUUUGCGAGGCACAAAAAGUGCUUAUGUAUGCCCCGUUAAGUGAUAGAAAGAAACAUUUGGUGGGAGUUUUAACCAUUACAACUUUCAAGGUAUCGUUUGCGACUGCUGAAGAAGUUGAGUUCUCAAACUGUUACCAACAGAACCUUUUAUUAGGUAUUAAUGAUAUAUGCUUGUCUUCCAUAGAUGUCAUUUAUCAGGUGGGUGACAGAACGAAGAAAAAAUUAUCGCCCGGUCAAAAUGUUACUGGAAGAGUAAAGGAAAUAUUGAUAUUAUGCAAGAAUAUGAAAUAUCUUGAAUUUAGCUUUAAAUUUAGCGACAAGGAUAGCGGGAAAAAUAUUGUUAAUGCUUUACUUCACCAUGCUUAUCCAAAAAGGCAUACGUUAUUAUUUGCAUAUGAUUAUAAGGAGCCCUAUAUAAGUAAUACCUUGGUGAAAGAGGUUCGACUAUUUCAAACGAGGUUGGAUUGGGAAAAAGAAAUAAAAAGAACAAAGUGUCAAAACUGGAGAAUAUCUCAUGUAAAUGUCAAUUAUCAGGUGUCGCCCCUCUUAUUAGAGACUAUUAUCGUGCCCCAGUCUGUAACUGACAAUAUCAUAAAGGAAGCAGUGGAAAAAUUCAGGAACAGAUGUUGUCCUAUUUGGGUGUGGGGUACAUCGAAAGGUGCAGCUCUAGUCAGAAUGGCGGAUUUACUUCCCACCAUUACAGACCGUACCGAGGAAAACAAAUUGUUGGAACACAUACGUAAAAGCCACCCAGAAAAGAGAGCUCCGUACAUAAUCGAUCUCUCGUUGCCCACCCCCAAAGAUAUAAAUACUAGUUAUCUUAAGUUAAGGGAACUUUGUACACCUGAGAACACCCGCGUUUUCAAGAGUCAAGAUUUCAAAUUUUAUGGGUUGCUAGAUAGUACAAAGUGGUUGUCUUACGUUUCCGUUUGUUUAACGAAGGCCAAAGAAGCAGCUGAACAAAUCAGUAUCUGUGAAUCUACUGUGGUAUUGCAAGAAGGGAAUGGACAAGAUCUAAAUUGUGUUGUGUCCAGCCUAACGCAACUAAUUCUCGACCCCUUUUUCCGAACGAAAUUCGGAUUCCAAUCGCUAAUACAAAAGGAUUGGGUAGCUCUGGGCCAUCCAUUCGCAAACAGGCUCGGUCACAUCCUCUGUAAGGAAAUAGAACAAUCUCCGCUAUUUCUGCUCUUUCUCGACUGUGUUUGGCAGCUGCUUCAACAAUUUCCUACCGCUUUUCAAGUCAGCGAGACCUACUUGACUACCUUGUGGGAUUCAGCGCAUAUUUCCGUUUUUGACACAUUUCUGUUCAACUGUCAGCACCAGAGACUUAUGGCGGAGUUCGGUUCUGGCAACAGUCACCCCCCUCUAGUCCUACGCAGCGUAUGGGACUGGCGGGAACAGUUUUCGGAACGGGAUAUCGGUCUGUUCUGCAACCCGCUCUUCGACGAUUCCUACAAGGCCGUCUUGAAGCCGCAUACUGGCCUGGCGGGUUUAGAAAUCUGGACGCAUUGCUACUUCAGGUGGCUGCCGGAUUUAGAGAUCAGGAAAGGCGGAAGACCUCAAAUCGAUUUGUACAGCAGGUAUCUUGUUUCGGAAAUUCUCCAGAGCCAACAGGGCAUCGGGGAACUUAACGGGAAAUUUAAUCGGAACAAAGAGGAAUACCUGUCGCUGACGAGGAAAGUAAACGGUUUUUAUCCCUUUAGCCAUAAUCCGGAAUUAGUGUCUAGCGACCCCAUUAAUAACGUUCUUUUAACUGGAGAUACGUUGGAUUCACAGUCUAUACUUAAUUUUAAUAACGACUGAGUGCCUAAAUUGAAAACGUAAAUGGCCUGGCUGUAAAAAAAUGUUUAAAAAAAAAUGAUCGCAAAAUUUGUGUUUUGUUUUAAGUAGCCAAUUUGUAAAGAUACAAUAAUAGAUUAAUUUUUAAUGGUUAUGAAGCUCUAGGGAUGGACAGUCCCAAUUGGCAACAAUUCUGCAAAAAUUUUUUAAAUCUGUCGAUUUCUGAUGUCCAAUGAACCGUCACAUACGUCUUGAGGUUUAUUUUUUAAAUAAAUAUAAUUAAAUUAUAUGUAAUUAAUUAAAUCUUCAGAAGCUUUUUUUAUAUACUAAAGUCUCUAGAUGUAACCAAAUACCGUAACCGAUUGUUUUCGUUUGCCUCAAAAUGGCAGUUGAUCGCGGUACUUUAUCAACGUCUAGAGACUAUUACGUAGUUGUCCCUAGAUAUUGAUAAAGUACCACAAUCAACAGCCAUUUUGCAAAAUGACAAUUGAUUGCAGUACUUUAUCAUCAUCUAGGGACUUUAUUAUGUAAUUUCCCUAGACAUUGACAAAGUACCAACUGCCAUUUUGUAGCAAAAUCAUUACUGCCAACCUUGAAAACAUAAGUUUAAAUGUUCAGUACUGCAAUGAAUAAAUUUUCAUAUAUUUUGAAGAGUUUACACAGCAACCUAAUAUUUUGAUUUAAAAUACAACAAUUGACAUAUGUCAAACCUUCAUUUUGAGACUUAAAUAGAAACAGUCGAACAGUUCUCUUCAAUAAAUAGUACCGUUGUUGGCACCUGCAAUAAUGCUUGAUCAACUGUGAGAAUCUUCUUAAACUGAGGAGAUAUAUUACUUAUUGGAUAUAAUUUAUUUAUAUAUUAGUUUACUAAUGAAAUUUGCUAGUUGGGAAAUAUUACCAAUUGAGAAAUUUCCAUCCCUACUUGUUUUUAUUUAUAAAGCGAGCUUGCAGCAGCAACUGAUUUUUUACUGAUAAACUUGAAGGCCUAUUGAUCUCCAGAUGUAUAUUUUUUAUUUGUCUUAGAAAUAUUUCCGUUUUUUAUUUUAUAAGGAUACUAAAACGAAUAAUGGCACUUCCUCGAACUUUGUGUAAGAUCGUUUGAGAAGAUGUACGGCGUGGAAAAAUUUCAACACUUUUAAGUGAUUAUUUUCAGGGAGUAAAGGAGAACGGUUAAAAAUGUUCUGUUCUCGAUUUUCAAGAACAAUUUAAUAGUGAAGACUGCAUCUUAAUAUCUCGAUUCGCGUAAGAGAUUUCGGGCAUUUUCAAUUUUUGGCAAAUUUUUGUUACAUUGAAUAAAUUUUUACCUGUGAAAUUUUUAACAAAUUCUGAUUUAGUUUCCACUUUUUAGAUAUUUUCUCGGGAAAUGCCCAAAAGUAAAGGAAUUGGCCUACCCUGUACAUGCUGUUUGUCGGAAAAUAAAAAUGUUUAAUAUUCUUACAUUUUUAGUGCUAUUAAUGGUGUUGUAGAAGGCCAAAUCAGGUCUAGUGUCUUUAUUUAGAUGUCCAGAGUUCGGUUCGAGACACGUUAAUAAAAAAA